CAUUUAAUUUAUAUAAAAACUUAAGCUCAAAGACACUGGUGUGUUUAGGCUAAAAUAGAAUCAGUAUAAACAGCUUGGGUAAUUUUGUAAAAAAAUAAGUUAGGUUUCCUAUACUUUCCCUGCUCUGCAGUACAUACACCCACUGGAGCCAAACUUUGGUUCAUCUCUGUGGACUUGCUCCACCUCUUUGUGAUGCUGUAAUGUACGGUCAAGCCCUCCACCUCAUACCACAGCAUGACAGAGUCAACAUGACUGACGCUGCCCUUCACAAAUCCUCACUAACACUAUUCUGCUAUGUUUGACGCAGUCUUGGACAUCAGGAGUCGGAAAACUUUGAGGUAAAAAAAAAAACCUUUUCGUGUUUCCCUUCAGGUUUGGGUCUUAAUGCCCCGGGAGGAUGGCAGAGGUAGCAGAUGGAGAGGAAGAGAUUCAAUUCCUGCGUACAGACGACCAGGUGGUGCUGCAGUGCACGGCCUCAAUACUGAAGGAGCAGAUCAAGGUGUGUCUGUCCUGUGAGGGGUUCGGGAACCGUCUGUGUUUCCUGUAGACCACGUCAAACGCUCAGAAUGUCCCUCCAGACCUGGCCAUCUGCUGCUUCAUCCUGGAGCAGUCUCUCUCUGUGCGAGCCCUUCAGGAGAUGUUGUCCAACUCCUCUGUAGAUGAGGCCGUGGAUCUGGACAAAUGGUCGUCACAGGGCGGAGGUCACCGUACCCUCCUGUAUGGACAUGCGAUUCUGCUGAAACACACUCACUCCAACAUGUAUCUCAGCUGUCUGACCACGUCACGCUCCCUGACGGACAAACUGGCGUUCGAUGUUGGCCUCCAGGAGGACUCCACAGGAGAGGCCUGCUGGUGGACCAUCCACCCAGCCUCCAAGCAGAGGUCAGAGGGCGAGAAGGUCAGGGUGGGAGACGACCUCAUCCUCGUCAGUGUUUCUUCAGAAAGAUACCUGCAUCUGUCGUACGCCAGCGGUGACCUGAUGGUGGACGCUUCCUUCAUGCAAACGCUGUGGACCAUGACUCCAGUCAUGUCGGGAUGUGAACUGGCUGAAGGGUUUCUGAUUGGAGGAUAUGUUCUGAGGCUGUUCCACGGUCACAUGGACGAGUGCUUGGCCAUACCAGGAGCCGAACAAGGAGACGAGCAGCGCAGAGUCGUCCACUACGAAGGAGGCGCCGUCUGCAGUCACGCCCGGUCUCUGUGGAGACUCGAGCCUCUGCGUAUCGCGUGGAGCGGGGGUCACAUCAAAUGGGGCCAGUCUUUCCGAAUCCGUCACAUAACCACGGGCAGAUACCUCUUUUUGGAUGAAGAGAAGGGGCUGCUGCUGGUGGAUCCUGAGAAAGCUGUUUCCAAGAUGGCCGCCUUCUGCUUCAGAAUAUCAAAGGAAAAAAUCGAAGUGACCCAGAAGCGAGACGUGGAAGGGAUGGGCAUCCCUGAGAUCAAGUACGGAGAGUCCAUGUGUUUCGUGCAGCACGUGGCCUCGGGCCUGUGGCUGACCUACGCCGCGGUCGACGCUAAAUCUGCUCGUCUGGGUCCGUUGAAGAGGAAGGCCAUACUUCAUAAAGAAGGUCACAUGGAUGACGCACUGACGGUGGCCCGCUCUCAGACCGAGGAGUCUCAAGCGGCCAGGAUGAUCUUCAGCACCACUGGGCUCUUCAACCAGUUCAUCAAAGGUCUGGACGCCCUGAGUGGGAAGAACAAGUCGGCCAAUCCCCUGUCUUUACCCAUGGAUGCGGUCGUCCUCUCCCUGCAGGAUCUCAUUUUCUACUUCCGCCCCCCGGAGGAGGAGCUGGAGCACGAGGACAAACAGUUCAAGCUGCGUUCCCUCAAGAACAGACAGAAUCUUUUCCAGGAGGAGGGAAUGAUUACUCUGGUGCUGGACUGCGUGGAUCGACUCAACGUCUACAACACGGCGGCUCAUUUCUCAGAAUACGCCGGGGAGGAGGCCGCAGAGUCGUGGAAGGAGAUCGUCAACCUGCUGUAUGAACUUCUAGCUUCUUUAAUCAGAGGCAACCGUGCAAACUGUGCCCUGUUCUGUGACAACCUGGACUGGCUGGUCAGCAAACUGGACCGUUUGGAGGCGUCCUCAGGAAUCCUGGAGGUUCUGUACUGUGUUCUGAUUGAAAGUCCAGAGGUGCUGAACAUAAUCCAGGAGAAUCACAUCAAGUCCAUCAUCUCUCUGCUGGAUAAACACGGACGCAAUCACAAGGUUCUGGAUGUUCUCUGUUCUCUCUGUGUUUGUAAUGGAGUGGCCGUCAGAUCCAACCAAAACCUCAUCACCGAGAACCUCCUCCCAGGUCGUGACCUCCUACUUCAAACCAGCAUUAUCAACUAUGUAACCAGCAUGAGGCCCAACAUCUUCCUUGGAACCUGUGAAGGAUCUACUCAGUACAGGAAGUGGUAUUUUGAGGUGAUGGUGGACCAGGUGGACCCCUUUCUCACCGCCCAGCCGUACCACCUGCGUGUGGGCUGGGCUCUGACGGAGGGCUUCAGUCCUUACCCUGGUGGAGGGGAGGGAUGGGGGGGCAACGGAGUCGGGGACGACCUUUACUCCUACGGCUUCGACGGUCUCCACCUUUGGUCAGGACGCGUUCCACGACAUGUUGCCACGCCCUAUGAACACACUCUGGCUGCAGAGGACGUGGUCAGCUGCUGUCUGGAUCUGAGCGUGCCCAGUAUUUCCUUCCGCAUCAACGGUCAUCCAGUUCAGGGAAUGUUUGAGAACUUCAACCUGGACGGCCUGUUUUUCCCCGUGGUCAGCUUCUCCGCAGGCGUGAAGUUGAGAUUCCUCCUCGGAGGUCGUCAUGGGGACUUCAAGUUCCUCCCACCUCCAGGCUACGCUCCGUGUUAUGAAGCGGUUCUGCCCAGGGACCGAUUGAGGAUCGAACAUAUUAAAGAAUAUAAGCACGACUUUGACGGCGUCCGUAACCUGUUGGGUCCGACCCAGUCCCUCUCUCACACAGCCUUCACGCCGUGUCCCGUGGAUACCAUUCAGAUUGUCCUUCCUCCUCAUCUGGAGCGGAUCCGGGAGAAACUCGCCGAAAACAGUCAUGAAUUAUGGGCCGUGACUCGCAUCGAACAAGGAUGGACCUACGGCCCAUUUCGUGACGACAACAAGAAGCUCCACCCCUGCCUGGUGGAUUUCCAGAGUUUGCCGGAACCAGAGAAGAAUUAUAACUUAGCCAUGUCAGGAGAAACUCUGAAGACUCUGCUGGCUCUGGGCUGCCAUGUUGGGAUGGGGGAUGAAAAAGCAGAGGAGAAUCUGAAAAGGACUAAACUCCCCAAAACUUACAUGCAGUCCAGUGGGUACAAACCCGCUCCUCUGGAUCUGAACCACGUCAAACUGACCCCCAAUCAAAACACGCUGGUGGAGAGACUGGCAGAAAAUGGACACAACGUCUGGGCACGAGACAGGGUUCGACAGGGCUGGACCUACAGUAUAAUGCAGGACAUAAUGAACAAGAGAAACCCCCGCCUGGUUCCUUACAACCUGCUGGAUGAGAAGACCAAGAAGACCAACAGAGACACGGUCUGUGCAGCCGUCCGCACUCUCAUUGGAUAUGGUUACAACAUCGAACCACCUGAUCAGGAGAGCAGUGGACAUGGACCAGGCAGCUCCCGUGGAGACAAGAUCAGAGUUUUCCGAGCAGAGAAGUCCUACGCCGUCACUCAGGGGAAGUGGUACUUUGAGUUUGAAGCCGUGACGGUCGGGGAGAUGAGAGUGGGCUGGGCCAGACCCAGUGUCCGUGCAGACACUGAACUGGGUGGAGAUGAUUUGGCCUACGUCUUCAAUGGCUUCAAGGCUCAGCGUUGGCACGUGGGCAGCGAGCCCUUCGGUCGCCAGUGGCAGUCUGGAGACGUGGUGGGCUGCAUGAUCGACCUGAUCGAGAUGAACAUCAUGUUCACGCUCAACGGAGAAAUGUUGAUCAGUGACUCCGGCUCUGAAAUGGCCUUCAAGGAUAUUGAGAUUGGAGAAGGCUUCAUCCCUGUGUGCAGUCUGGGUCUGUCCCAGGUGGGAAGGAUCAACCUGGGUCAGAACGUCAGCAGCCUUCAGUACUUUACCAUCUGCGGCCUGCAGGAGGGAUUUGAACCGUUCGCCAUCAACAUGAAGAGAGACAUCACCAUGUGGUUCAGUAAAAGUCUUCCUCAGUACAUGGCCGUGCCCACUGACCAUCCCCACAUCGAGGUGUCCCGUGUGGACGGGACAGUAGAAACUGCCCCUUGUCUCAAGGUGACCCACAAAACAUAUGGAUCCCAGAACUCCAACACGGACCUGCUGUUCUUCAGACUCAGCAUGCCCAUAGAGUUCCACGAGACCUUCAAAGUUCCAGCAGGGACCACGCUUCUCACCCGCACGAUGACCAUCCCCGAAGACGAAGUCCUGGAGGUCGACCCCGACUCCGACUUUGAAAUACUCAAGAAGUCGGCCACUCGCAAAGAGCAAGAGGAGGAGAAGAAGGAGCCGUCCGUGCCCAAGGAGAUCCCCGCCGUCAAGAAUGGAGAGAAUGAGAAGGACGCCUCCACGGAGAAGAGCAAGAAGAAGGGGUUCCUCUUCAAGGCCAAGAAGGCUGCUUUGAUAACGCCCCCACCUGUCGUGCCCACCAUGCCCCGCUUGGUGGAGGACGUGGUGCCGGAUGACAGAGACGACAUGGACAUCAUCCUCAGCACCACCACAUAUUAUUAUUCGGUGCGGAUCUUUGCGGGGCAGGAGCCUGGUGGUGUCUGGGUGGGUUGGAUCACCCCUGACUAUCAUCAGUACGACCUUCAUUUUGACCUCAGCAAAGUGAGAAACGUGACGGUCACUGUAGGCGAUGAUAAAGGCAACAUUCAUGACAGUAUCAAACGCAGUAACUGCUACAUGGUUUGGGGCGGGGAGUUUGGCAGCUCUCAGCAGACCCGGGUUAGUCAGGAGGAUUUGAUCAUUGGUUGUCUCGUUGACUUGGACACUGGACUAAUGACCUUCACCACUAAUGGAAAAGAGAUCAACACAUUUUACCAGGUGGAACCAAACACAAAACUCUUCCCUGCCGUCUUUGUCCUUCCUUCGAGUCAGAAUAUGAUUCAAUUUGAACUCGGAAAACUGAAGAACAUCAUGCCCAUCUCUACUGCCAUGUUUCGGAGCGAACGCAAGAACCCCGUCCCCCAGUGCCCUCCCCGACUGGACGUUCAGAUGUUAACGCCCGUGAUAUGGAGCCGCAUGCCCAACCACUUCCUGGCUCCAGAGACAGGGCGUGCCAGUGAGAGGCUGGGCUGGGUGGUCCACUGUCAGGAGCCCCUGACCAUGAUGGCCCUGCACAUCCCAGAGGAGAACAGGUGUAUCGACAUCCUGGAGCUCUCAGAGCGUAUGGACCUGCUGACGUUCCACUACCACACUCUGAAACUCUACGGCUGUGUGUGCGCUCUGGGCAACAACCGCGUGGCCCACGCCCUUUGUAGCCACGUGGAUGAGUCCCAGCUCUUUUACGCCAUAGAGAACACCUACCUCCCUGGGCCAAUGAGGAGCGGGUUCUAUGACCUGCUGAUCAGCAUGCACCUGGAGUCUGCCAAGAGGAACCGACUGGGAACCAACAGGGAGUUCAUUGUUCCGAUGACGGAUGAGACGCGCAGCAUCACGCUCUACGCUAAAUGUCACGCCUUACCAGGGGUCGGCCUCACCACCUGUCUCCGCCCCAAGCUUCAUUUCUCUUCCGUCGGAUUUGUGGGAACAGAUCCAGACAUCUACACGCUGAGUCCAGUUAUACCCCUGGAGGUGCUGAAGACAAAAGCUCUGAACAUGCUGACGGAGGCGGUACAGGACGGAGGUCAAGCCAUGAGAGAUCCUGUAGGGGGCAGCGUGGAGUUCCAUUUUGUUCCGAUCCUGAAGCUCAUCAGCACCCUCCUCAUCAUGGGUGUGUUCAACGAUGAAGAUGUCACUCACAUCCUGAAGAUGAUCGAGCCCACGGUCUUCAGUGGCAGGAAAACAGAGGAGCACACCGAGGAGAGUGUCAAGGUGAAGGAACAGAAGGAACUGAAGCCUCCCCCAAAGGUGAGGGAGGAGGUGCAGCAGGAGGCGUCUGAGGACGAUGGCUUAGGGGAAGAUGAGGAGGAGGAAGAGGAGGAUGAAGAAGAGAUGGAAGAAGAGGAGGAACUGGAGGAGAUGGAACCUCUCACGGAGCAGGGUGAGGUCGAGUCCGAACAUUUGAACGGUGAAAAAGGAGCAGAGGAAACGGAGAAGGAGGUGAAAGCUGUGGAAGAACAUCUGGAUCAAGGACUCUUCCAGAUGAAGCUCCCUGAGUCUGUCAAACUCCAGGUGUGUACUCUGCUGCAGUACUUCUGUGACUGUGAGCUGCGUCACAGGGUGGAGGCCAUCAUCGCCUUUUCAGACAAGUUUGUCAACGACAUACAGUCCAACCAGAGGCGGCGCUACAACGAACUCAUGAUGGCCUUCACCAUGAGUGCGGCCGAGACCGCCCGCAAGACCCGUGAAUUCAGGUCGCCUCCGCAAGAGCAGGUCAACAUGCUGAUGAACUUCAAAAACUGUGCGGAGGAUGAAGAUUGUCCUGUUCCUGAGGAAGUUCGAGACGCCCUGCAGCUUUUUCACAACGCUCUGCUCUUCCACUGUGGGGUCCACGUUGAAGAGGAGGAGGAAGAGUCAGAGGUGGAUAAUUCCCUCCGUGGACGACUUCUCCGUCUGUUGGAGAAGGUGAAAAAAUUCCGACAAAAGAAGGAAGAGACAGAUUCUGAGCCACAGGAGGAUAAGAAACCAAGCACUCUGCAGGAGCUGAUCUCCCACACCAUGAUCCACUGGGCCCAGGAGUCACACAUCCAGAACCCUGAGCUGGUUCGCAUGAUGUUCAGCCUCCUGCACAGGCAGUACGACGGUCUGGGCGAACUCAUACGAGCUCUUCCCAAGGCCUACACCAUCAACCGGGUGUCCAUCCAGGACACCAUGGAUCUGCUGGAGUGCCUGGGUCAGAUCCGCUCGCUGCUCAUCGUACAGAUGGGUCCGGAGGAGGAGAGGCUCAUCAUCCAAAGCAUCGGGAACAUCAUGAGCAACAAAGUUUUCUAUCAGCACCCCAACCUGAUGCGAGCUCUGGGGAUGCAUGAAACUGUCAUGGAGGUGAUGGUGAAUGUUCUGGGCGGUGGUGAUUCAAAGGAGAUCAGAUUCCCGCGGGUGGUGACGAACUGCUGCCGCUUCCUGUGUUAUUUCUGUCGCAUCAGUCGCCAAAACCAACGCUCCAUGUUCGACCACCUCAGUUAUCUUCUCCAGAACAGUGGCAUUGGUCUCGGAAUGCGAGGCUCCACCCCCCUGGACGUAGCCGCAGCUUCGUGUAUCGACAACAAUGAACUUGCACUGGCUCUGCAGGAGCAGGACCUGGAGAUGGUGGUGAAGUACUUGGCUGGAUGUGGGCUGCAGAGCUGUCCCAUACUGCUGUCCAAAGGCUACCCCGACAUCGGCUGGAACCCAUGUGGGGGAGAGAAAUACCUGGACUUUCUUCGUUUUGCCGUGUUCGUCAACGGUGAAAGCGUAGAAGAAAAUGCCAACGUGGUAGUGCGUCUCCUCAUCCGAAGGCCCGAGUGCUUCGGUCCGGCCCUGAGAGGAGAAGGAGGCAACGGUCUGCUGGCUGCCAUAGAAGAGGCCAUCAAAAUAUCAGAGGAUCCUGCACGGGACGGACCCUCGGUGAAGAAAGACCGACGCUUCCCCAUGUUUGGAGGAGAGGAGCAGCAUGAGGAGAACAGGGUUCACCUGGGAAACUCCAUCAUGUCUUUCUACUCCGCCCUGAUCGACCUGCUGGGGCGCUGUGCUCCGGAGAUGCACCUGAUCCAGGCAGGAAAAGGUGAAGCUCUGAGGAUCAGAGCCAUUCUCAGGUCUCUGGUCCAGAUAGAGGAUCUGGUGGGGGUCAUCAGCCUGCCGGUACAGAUCCCUUCUUUUGGAAAAGACAACAGCAUAAUUGAACCAAAGAUGUCAGCCAGCUUUGUCCCGGACCACAAGGCCCCCAUGGUGCUGUUCCUGGACAGAGUCUACGGUAUUGACAACCAGGAUUUCCUGCUCCACGUGCUGGAGGUCGGAUUCCUGCCUGACAUGAGAGCUGCAGCUUCUCUGGACACCGUUGCCUUCAGCACCACAGAGAUGGCCCUGGCUCUGAACCGUUACCUGUGCUCUGCUGUGUUGCCUCUCAUCACCAAAUGUGCGCCGCUCUUUGCCGGCAGUGACCACAGGGCCAUAAUGAUCGACUCCAUGUUGCACACCAUCUACAGGCUGUCUCGUGGAAGAGCCUUCACCAAGGCCCAGAGGGACAUCAUUGAAGAGUGUUUGAUGGCUUUGUGCAAACAUCUACGUCCCUCCAUGCUGCAGCACCUGCUGAGACGGCUGGUGUUUGACGUUCCCAUUCUCAAUGAAUACGCCAAGAUGCCACUGAAGCUUUUGACCAAUCACUAUGAGCGCUGUUGGAAAUAUUACUGCCUUCCUAAUGGUUGGGCCAACUUUGGGGUGGCGUCAGAGGAGGAGCUGCAUCUGACCCGCAAACUGUUCUGGGGGAUUUUUGAGUCACUGGCACACAAGAAAUUUGAUGCUGAGAUUUUCAAAAUGUCCAUGCCCUGUCUCUGUGCCAUUGCUGGGGCCAUUCCUCCGGACUACGUGGAUGCUAGCUACUCCUCCAAAACGGAGAAGAAGGCCUCCGUGGAUGCGGAGGGAAACUUUGAUCCUAAACCGGUGGAGACAACAAACACCAUCAUCCCAGAAAGACUGGAUCCCUUCAUCAACAAAUAUGCUGAAUACACACACGACAAGUGGGCCUUUGAAAAGAUCCAGAACAACUGGUCGUAUGGUGAGGUCCUGGAUGAGAAUGCAAAAACUCAUCCCAUGCUCAGACCGUACAAGACCUUCUCCGAGAAGGACAAAGAGAUUUACCGCUGGCCAAUCAAAGAGUCCAUCAAAGCCAUGCUUGCAUGGGAGUGGAAUCUGGACAAGGCCAGAGAGGAGGAGGAGUCAGAGAAGAAGAAGGCGGCCUCGCGAAAAAUCUCUCAAACGGCUCAAGCGACCUACGACCCCAGCCAUGGCUACAGCCCUCAGCCCAUCGACGUCACACACAUGGCUCUCUCCAGAGACCUCCAGUCGAUGGCCGAGCAACUGGCAGAAAACUAUCACAACACCUGGGGACGGAAGAAGAAGCUGGAGCUGCAGGCCAAAGGAGGUGGGACACACCCUCUGCUGGUGCCCUACGACACACUCACGGCAAAAGAAAAGGCCCGAGAUCGAGAGAAGGCGUACGAGCUGCUCAAGUUCCUGCAGCUGAAUGGAUACGCUGUGACACGGGGCCUCAAAGACAUGGAGUCCGACAUCUCCUCCAUCGAGAAGAGGUUUGCUUAUGGUUUCCUGCAGAAGCUGCUGAAGUGGAUGGAGAUCGCUCAGGAGUUCAUCGCUCAUCUCGAGGCUGUUGUCAGCAGUGGACGAGUGGAAAAGUCUCCUCAUGAGCAGGAGAUCAAGUUCUUUGCCAAGAUCCUGAUGCCUCUCAUUAACCAGAAUUUCAAAAACCACUGCCUUUACUUCCUGUCCACACCUGCAAAGGUCCUGGGCAGUGGAGGUCACUCCUCCAACAAAGAGAAGGAGAUGAUUGCCAGUAUCUUCUGUAAAAUGGCGGCACUGGUGAGACACAGAGUCUCUCUCUUUGGAACUGACGCCACAGCCAUCGUCAACUGUCUUCACAUCCUGGCUCGGUCACUGGAUGCAAGGACUGUAAUGAAGUCGGGGCCGGAGAUCGUAAAAGCAGGACUGCGGUCGUUUUUUGAAAGUGCUGCAGAUGAUAUAGAGAAGAUGGUGGAGAACCUGAAACUGGGCAAAGUCUCCAAAGGGAAUCAGCAAGUCAAAGGCGUGUCCCAGAACAUCAACUACACCACCAUCGCCCUGCUGCCGGUGCUGACCUCUCUGUUUGACCACAUCGCUCAGCACCAGUUUGGAGACGAUGUCAUCUUGGAUGAUUUACAGAUGUCCUGCUAUCGCAUCAUGUGCAGCAUCUACUCCUUAGGGACCGUCAAGAAUCCACACGUGGAAAGACAGAGGCCGGCUCUGGGAGAGUGUCUGGCUCACCUGGCAGCGGCCAUGCCUGUGGCCUAUUUAGAACCACAUCUGAAUGAAUUCAACGCUUUCUCUGUCUACACCACGAAGACGCCCAGAGAAAGAGCCAUCUUGGGUCUCCCCAGCGAGGUCCAGGAACUCUGUCCAGACAUACCAGAGCUGGAUGUUCUGCUGAAGGAGAUCGGGGACCUGGCCGAGUCCGGGGCCCGGUACACCGAGAUGCCUCAUGUGAUUGAGAUCACGCUGCCCAUGCUGUGCAACUACCUGCCUCGCUGGUGGGAGAGAGGACAGGAGAACUCCCCAGAGAUGGAGCGACGUCUCUGCACCGAGGUCACGUCGGAACAUCUCAAUCAGCUGCUGGGCAGCAUCAUGAAGAUCGUAGUCAACAACCUGGGCAUCGACGAAGCCUCCUGGAUGAAGAGGCUGGCUGUUUUUUCUCAGCCAAUCGUGAGCCGGGCCAAGCCGGAGAUGCUCAGAUCCCACUUCAUCCCCACCAUGGAGAAGCUGAAGAAGCGGACCUCGAAGGUGGUGGCUGAAGAAGACCACCUGAGGAUGGAGGGCAAGUCGGAGGGAGAUGACGAAGAGGAUGGAACCAUACGUGACGAGUUCGCCGUCCUGUGCAGAGACUUGUACGCCCUCUACCCGCUGCUCAUUCGCUAUGUGGACAACAACAGAGCCCGGUGGCUGACGUGCAGAGACCCCGAUGCUGAGGAGCUUUUUCGAAUGGUGGGGGCGGUCUUUAUUUUUUGGUCCAAAUCUCAUAACUUUAAGAGAGAGGAACAAAACUUUGUGGUGAUGAACGAGAUCAAUAACAUGUCGUUCCUCACCGCUGACAGCAAGAGUAAAAUGAGCAAGGGCGGGGACUCAGAGGGCGGCGGCUCGGACACCGAGCGGACAAAGAAAAAGAAGCGCGGGGAUCGGUACUCGGUGCAGACCUCGCUGAUUGUGGCGGCGCUGAAAAAGAUGCUGCCCAUCGGCCUGAACAUGUGCUCUCCUGCAGACCAGGAGCUCAUCAACAUCGGGAAGAUCAGAUAUUCUCUGAGAGACACAGACGAAGAAGUCCGAGAGUUCCUGCAGAACAACCUUCAUCUCCAGGGAAAGGUGGACAAUCCUUCCAUGCGCUGGCAGAUGGCGCUGUAUAAGGAGAUGGCAGGAAAAGCUGAAGAUGCCGAUGCACCUGAGAAGGUGGUCAAGAGAGUGCAGGAGGUCUCUGCCGUCCUCUACCACCUGGAGGUGACGGAGCAUCCUUUCAAGUCCAAGAAGAUGGUGUGGCACAAACUGUUGUCCAAGCAGAGACGCAGGGCCGUGGUGGCCUGUUUCAGGAUGACGCCUCUCUACAACAUUCCCAGACACAGAGCUUCAAAUAUGUUCCUCGAAGGAUACAAACGCAACUGGAUUCACACCGAGGGCUGUUCCUUCGAAGACAGGAUGAUAGACGACCUGUCGAAAGCCAUGGAGCAGGAGGAAGGAGACGAAGAAGAGGAGAAGGAAACCAAACCAGAUCCACUUCAUCAGCUCAUUCUGCACUUCAGUCGGACGGCUCUGACGGAGAAGAGUAAACUGGACACAGACCAUCUGUAUAUGGCUUAUGCCGACAUUAUGGCAAAGAGCUGCCACAUUGAUGAGGAGGAAGAAGGAGCAGAGCAGGUGGUGGAGAGUGCUGAGGAUGAGAUGUCCUUUGAGGUGCGACAGUCAGAACUGGAGAAGGAAAUGGAAAAACAACGGCUCCUGUACCAACAGUCCAGACUCCACAACCGUGGAGCUGCAGAGAUGGUCCUGCAGAUGAUCAGCGCCUGCAAAGGUGAAACUGGUCCAAUGGUUUCCACGACACUGAAGCUGGGAAUCUCCAUCCUUAACGGGGGCAACAGUGAGGUUCAACGAAAAAUGCUGGAGUACUUGAAAGACAAGAAGGAUGUUGGUUUCUUUUUGAGUGUCCAGGCUCUGAUGCAGACAUGCUGCGUCCUGGAUCUAAAUGCCUUCGAGAGGCAGAAUAAAGCCGAGGGUCUGGGCAUGGUCUCAGAGGAGGGCACCAAUUUGAACGUAGACCGGGAUGAGAAAGUCAUGGCCGAUGACGAGUUCACCUGUGACCUCUUUCGUUUCCUGCAGCUGCUGUGUGAAGGUCACAACAACGAUUUUCAGAACUACCUGAGGACGCAGACGGGCAGCACCACAACCAUCAACGUCAUCAUCUGCACCGUGGAUUAUCUCCUCAGAUUACAGGAGUCCAUCAGUGAUUUCUACUGGUAUUAUUCUGGGAAGGACGUCAUUGAUGAUCCUGGAAAAAAGAAUUUCUCCAAAGCCAUGGCUGUGGCCAAACAGAUUUUCAACAGUCUGACUGAAUACAUCCAGGGUCCGUGCACUGGUAACCAGCAGUCCCUGGCCCACAGCCGACUGUGGGACGCCAUCGUUGGGUUCCUUCACGUCUUUGCUCACAUGAUGAUGAAACUGGCGCAGGACUCCAGUCAGAUCGGUCUGUUGAAGGAACUCCUGGACCUUCAGAAGGACAUGGUGGUGAUGUUGUUGUCACUGUUGGAGGGAAAUAUCGUGAACGGCACCAUCGCUCGUCAGAUGGUGGACAUGUUGGUGGAGUCCUCCAGCAACGUGGAGAUGAUCCUGAAGUUCUUUGACAUGUUCCUCAAACUGAAGGACAUCGUAGCUUCCGAUGCUUUCCGUGACUACGUCACCGACCCUCGAGGACUGAUCUCCAAGAAGGACUUCCAGAAGGCCAUGGACAGUCAGAAGCAGUACUCGCCGUCCGAGAUCCAGUUCCUCCUGUCCUGCUCGGAGGCCGACGAGAACGACAUGAUCAACUACGAGGAGUUUGCCAGUCGCUUCCAGGAACCGGCCAAAGACAUCGGCUUCAACAUCGCGGUGCUUUUGACCAACCUGUCUGAGCAUGUUCCUCAUGACACCAGGCUCAAGAACUUCCUGGAGCAGGCGGAGAGCGUCCUCAACUACUUCCGUCCUUUCCUGGGCCGUAUAGAAAUCAUGGGCGCCAGCAGGAAGAUCGAGCGCAUCUACUUUGAGAUCAGUGAAGUCAACCGUCGACAGUGGGAGAUGCCGCAGGUGCGGGAGUCCAAACGACAGUUCAUCUUUGAUGUGGUCAACGAGGGAGGAGAGUCUGAGAAGAUGGAGAUGUUUGUCAACUUCUGUGAGGACACCAUCUUUGAGAUGAACAUCGCCUCCCAGAUUUCAGAGCAGGAAGAGGAGGAAAAGGGCGAGGAGGAUGAUGAAGCAGACGAAAGUGGCGUGGAGGCGGGGCCAGGAGGAGGAAGUGUCGGCGGAGGUGAAGAAGACGGUAACGGAGAAGAAGGUCAGCCUGAAUCCAGCUCCGCCUUCGCAGACUUCAUCAACAGCAUGUUGAGCUUCUUCAGUAUUUUCACCUUCAGGAACCUGCGCAGACAGUACCGCAGGAUCAGAAGAAUGACGUGUAAGGAGAUCAUCGUGGCUCUGUCCAGGUUCUUCUGGACCAUCCUGAUGAGCAUCCUUCACUUCAUAUACAACAUCUGCAAGGGCUUCUUCAUGAUCAUCUGGUACACUCUGUUCGGAGGAGGUCUGGUGGAGGGAGCUAAAAACAUCACGGUGACGGAGAUCUUAGCCAGCAUGCCUGACCCCACGCAGGACGACGUUCACGGGGACGGACCAGGAGAACUGCGAACGGGGGAGGAGCAGGAGGGGGGGGCAGCGACUGACACGGGAGAGACUGGGAGUGGAGAGGAGGAGGAGGAGGACACCCAGGAGAAAGAGGGUGGGAGGUUCCCAGGUAUGGACGCCCCCGGUGGUCUGGGGGACAUGGGGGUGGAGGCUCCUGUUGAACCCCCCACCCCUGAAGGAACUCCUAUAACAAAGAGGAAAAUGCCUCCUGAAGACAGUGACUCCACUAAAAAACCUCCUGAACCUGUUCCUGCUCAGGAAACUCCUCCAGAGGCUGAAAAGGCAGAAGUUGAAGGUGGAGAAAAAGCAGAGAAAGAAUCUCAGAGCAAAGAGAAACAACAUGCAGAGGAGCCGAGGAAAUCGGCCGCCAAGAAACAGAAGAAGCUGAAGAAGGAGGGAGGGUUCCAGAUCUGGAGUGAGCUGGAAACACAGAGGAACAAAUUCAUGAACUACCUCUCCAGGAACUUCUACAACCUCAGGUUCUUGGCACUGUUUCUCGCCUUUGCCUUGAACUUCAUUCUUCUCUUUUACAAGGUCUCUGAGACUCCGCCCGACGGAGACGACCUUGAGGGGUCUGGACUGUCGGAGGGCAGCGGGCUCUUUGAGGGCUCGGGAUUGUUUGAAGGUUCAGGAGAUGAUGCUGAGGGAUCGGGGCUGGAGGGAGGAGACGACGACGAUGACGAAGACGUCCCAGUCUUUUACUACCUGGAGGAGAGCACGGGCUACAUGCAGCCCACGCUGGCCUUCCUGGCCAUGCUGCACACGGUCAUCUCCUUCAUCUGCAUCAUCGGCUACAACUGCCUCAAGAUUCCACUGGUGAUCUUCAAGCGCGAGAAGGAACUGGCCAGGAAGCUGGAGUUCGACGGCCUGUACAUCACCGAGCAGCCGGAGGACGACGACAUCAAGGGCCAGUGGGAUCGGCUGGUCCUGAACACGCCCUCCUUCCCCAACAACUACUGGGACAAGUUUGUGAAGAGAAAGGUGUUGGACAAGUACGGGGACAUCUACGGCAGAGAGAGAAUCGCUGAGCUGCUGGGCGUCGACCUGGCAUCCCUGGACGUGAGUCAACAACACGAGAAGAAACAGGAGGAACCGGACAACUCCGUGUUCACAUGGAUGACCUCCAUUGACAUCAAGUACCAGAUCUGGAAGUUUGGUGUCGUGUUCACGGACGGUACGUUCCUCUACCUGUGCUGGUACCUGAUCAUGUCUCUGCUGGGACAUUACAACAACUUCUUCUUCGCCUGUCACUUACUGGACAUCGCCAUGGGUGUGAAGACUCUGCGCACCAUCCUGUCCUCGGUCACGCACAACGGCAAACAGCUGAUGAUGACGGUGGGCCUGUUGGCCGUGGUCGUCUAUCUCUACACCGUCGUCGCCUUCAAUUUCUUCCGCAAAUUUUACAACAAGAGCGAGGACGAGGACGAGCCGGACAUGAAGUGCGACGACAUGAUGACCUGUUACCUGUUCCACAUGUACGUUGGAGUCCGUGCCGGAGGAGGAAUCGGAGACGAGAUCGAGGAUCCGGCCGGGGAUGAAUACGAACUUUACCGCGUGGUCUUUGACAUCACCUUCUUCUUCUUCGUCAUCGUCAUCCUGCUGGCCAUCAUCCAGGGUCUGAUCAUUGAUGCCUUUGGAGAACUGAGGGACCAGCAGGAGCAGGUGAAGGAGGACAUGGAGACAAAAUGCUUCAUCUGUGGAAUAGGAAGUGACUACUUCGACACGACACCACACGGUUUUGAGACGCAUACGUUUGAUGAGCACAAUCUGGCCAAUUACAUGUUCUUCCUAAUGUACCUCAUAAACAAGGAUGAGACGGAGCACACAGGACAGGAGUCGUACGUGUGGAAAAUGUACCAGGAACGCUGCUGGGACUUCUUCCCUGCCGGAGACUGUUUCAGAAAACAAUAUGAAGAUCAACUCUCCUGAUCACCCCCCCCACCCCACAAACCCACACACACACACACACACACACACGAGUCAUCACUAAGGGGAGCAUUUUAUUUUAUUUUUAAUUUAUUUACAAUGCCUUCAUACUAACAGGGUUUGGGUUUUUAAUUAUUUUUCUGUUGGAAAACAAUGUGAUAGUUGUUUAACAUAUUUUGAUAAUACAUUUAUGUUGCAUUAAAUUAGUCAUUUGUUUUGUGACUGUCAUGGUUCUUGUCGGGUUUUUGGCUCAUAUUUGAUCUUGUCAUUGAACUGUCAUUUACAGCGCCCCCUAACCUUCAAAUGUUUAAAAUAAAAACAUGAAAAUAUGAACCUGCGUGUCUUCUGAACAGCUACAGAAUAGAACUCAAUAUGAAAUGAAAGAAAAAAAUGUCCCUUAAAGAAGAACCUGGUGGUAGUUGACAGAGUGACGUUUGACAUUACUGCCCUACAUGAUGAAACCCGACCUGGAACUGAACGUCUGCCUGGAAGCCAAUCACUCUCCCACCGUGUCACCCCAGGCCGUCGGAGCUGCCACGUCCCCAGUGUAAUGUAACACUCCACGUCUCCACUGUCGUCUUCACAGCCAUUCAUUUCCUCGCUGACGUAAACCAACCUGGCACAGGAGUCUGGAUGGAUUUGAACCGUGAACCUUCUGUAAGGCAGGCAGGAAUCACACUGCUCCACCUGAGGCUCAGAAGAGUUGAAUAAAAGUGUAAAAAUAAGAUUAAGUUAUAAAGUGUCCAACAUCCAGGUCUGCCUGAGUUAAUUAAUGAGUUAAUUAGUGAAGAUAAGACAAGUUUUCCUUGAAGAUUAUUCAAAAAAAUAUUUUAAAGAUAUUUUCUCUUUAAGCUCUGUUUCAGAUCAUUAGUGGUUUUAUUUUCCCGUCUUUCACUGAAGAACGUCUGUCUCCUCGUUCCUCCAUGUUCACACACAUCAGGUGACGGCAGCAUGUGUUUCUCUCUGUGACCUGACGCCUGAGCAGCUCCUGGUGGACAAUGGUCAAAGGUCUUCAUCACCUGUCACUGACAGAAGGUCGCCGUCACCUGGGUCCAUGACUCAGG
Cynoglossus semilaevis (tongue sole) is the source of this 16695-nucleotide messenger RNA. Its product is annotated as ryanodine receptor 1-like. Gene Ontology annotation, molecular function: ryanodine-sensitive calcium-release channel activity; protein binding. The transcript has 107 exons. Gene Ontology annotation, biological process: release of sequestered calcium ion into cytosol by sarcoplasmic reticulum; striated muscle contraction; intracellular calcium ion homeostasis. Gene Ontology annotation, cellular component: sarcoplasmic reticulum membrane; calcium channel complex; sarcolemma. The record is from RefSeq and is a predicted model, not a curated record. NCBI's taxonomy places the organism in Eukaryota, Metazoa, Chordata, Actinopteri, Pleuronectiformes, Cynoglossidae.